Molecule: messenger RNA, 531 nt
Organism: Oncorhynchus masou masou (cherry salmon)
Lineage: Eukaryota; Metazoa; Chordata; Actinopteri; Salmoniformes; Salmonidae
Product: copine-5-like
Exons: 8
Coding region: 1-531 (176 amino acids)
Biological process (GO): cellular response to calcium ion
Cellular component (GO): plasma membrane
Molecular function (GO): calcium-dependent phospholipid binding
Source: RefSeq, a predicted model, not a curated record
AUGUCGUUUGGGAGAACGGAGGUGAUUGACAACACUCUAAACCCAGACUUUGUCAGGAAGUACAUCCUGGACUACUUCUUUGAGGAGAAGCAGAAUCUACGCUUUGACGUAUACGAUAUCGAUUCCAAAAGUCCAGAUCUGGCGAAGCAUGACUUCUUGGGGCAGGUGUUCUGUACUCUGGGAGAGAUCGUAGGAUCCCCCGCCAGUCGACUGGAGAAACCCCUGGGUGGUAUCCCUGGGAAGAAAUGUGGCACCAUUAUCCUUUCAGUCGAGGAGCUGGGGAACUGCAGAGAAGUUGCCACCAUGCAGUUCUGUGCCCACAAGCUGGACAGGAAAGACUUCUUUGGGAAGUCGGACCCCUUCCUGGUCUUCUACCGGAGUAACGAGGAUGGAACGUUUACUAUCUGCCACAAGACGGAGGUUGUGAAGAACACUCUAAACCCAGUGUGGCAGGCCAUCGCCAUUCCUGUCAGAGCACUGUGCAAUGGAGACUUCGAUAGUGGUUUGCAGAAGAGGAUGUCUUCCCCAUAA